This is a messenger RNA of Candida albicans SC5314, 945 nucleotides long. RefSeq lists its product as uncharacterized. The coding region runs from base 1 to 945 and encodes 314 amino acids. The transcript has a single exon. The record is from RefSeq and is a predicted model, not a curated record. NCBI's taxonomy places the organism in Eukaryota, Fungi, Ascomycota, Pichiomycetes, Serinales, Debaryomycetaceae.
AUGGAGUCAAUACUGCACAAGUAUCGAGACCUAAAGUUUCGUGUCAAUCAUUUAUUAGUUGCGUACAGACAACGGUACUAUAGUACCCACAAGAAUCCUAGAGUAAUCCAAUCGAGAGUACAAAACCAACAAUUACUUUCCUUACGAACGUUUCCAAAAGAUCCAUACUUGACUGGUAGUGAUAAGCCUUUCUUACAUUUGUCAAAGGAAUAUGAAGAGACCGAGUCCCAAUACUUGGACAAUUCUGAUGAGAGAGACUAUACUUUGUUUGAAUACACCAAUGAUAUGUCUCUGAAAGCCCAUGAUUCUGCAACACACGGAAAAAGCUAUAGUGAACCUAAUUUUGGUGAAGGGUAUUUUCUGACAUUUCGAUUAGAAUUGCCCACAAACCCGUCAAGUGACGAACAACAUCAAGAGAUUACUCAAUUCGAUCCCACUCAACCAGCAGAACAAUGUGAACCACUUUUGGAUAUGCUGAUAACCACAGACGAGUAUCUUUCCGGAAGUUCUAUAUCUCCAGUCUCAUUUCCCUGUACUUGCCACUGCCACACUUUUGAAAAGAUCGCCCCACAAUCCUCGACAAAUAAGAGAAACCAUAACGUAAAAGAAAAAUUAUACGAUUUUGUAGUUAACAACUUUUCCAAAGUCACAGGUCAAGGAAAUGAUACAGUUGCUACAAUCUCCUCAAAUAUAGAAACUUUUACUCCCCUUGACAUCCAAGCAACUGAUAGUAUAGAAACAGUGCCAGAUAAAACUGAUCCAACUAAAGGUACAGACAGAAUCUGGAAAUUAGUUCUCAAUGACGUAUCGUUGUCUGCUGCAAGGUUAUCCACAGGAAGUUCCAAUAUUCCAGUAGUAAAUAAUCAAAAUAUAAGGGGUGACUUUAUCAAUGCAAAAGUGAAAACCAUUACCAAUAAUGAAAAUGAAGAUAUUUUCAACCAAUAA